GGCAGGUUGUUCCAAGAGUUCACAACUUUCACUCCAAAAAAAUUAGCCCUCUCAGUUUUCUGGACUUGCAGUUUCAACUUUGAGCUGUGAUCCUUUGUGGGGCAAAUAUCUGUCAGCUCCAGGUAAGAUUACUCGACUGAGUAGUGCUCUUUGUGAUGUUUAUACACUUCAAUUAGGUCCCCCCCCCUGACCAUCUGUAGUACAAGCUCGGCAAUUGCAGGUACGUACUCUAAUCUGUGUAGCGGAGGUGCCAAAGUGCCGGCACCAGUUUGGUGGUGGUCCUUUGGACAUUUUCAAUCAACUGACAGUCCCUAGUAUAUCUCGAGGACCAAAUGGGGUGACAGAUCCCCAGGGGGGGGGGAGUACCUCGCUCAUGAAGAUUGUUACAAGGGGCCUAACCGUUUAGAUAUCUGAACGACCGACCUUUUAAAACCUAAUAAUUUAGUUGCUUGGUUCACCUUCUCUCAAUGGCCCGAGAACUUCAGUCCUUUUCACAUUCAGUCUCAAUUAAUGCAGAUUCUUCGUCCCUUUGGGCCAUAUGAUACGCCUCCUUACCAUUGGUAGGUCCCAGGUGCAUCCUCUUACACUUCGUGACAUUGAAUCUUAGCAGCCAUUUCUUCGAUCAUGCUUGAAGCUUUGAGAUCUUUCUGCAGCUCUUUACAGUCCGGUUGGUUCUUAAUUUUCCUAAAUAACUUGACAUCCACAAACAUUUGUAUAGAGGAAUGUAUAGCUUCUGGCAUACCCUUUAUGAAGCAAACAAACAACAAUGGGCCCAGUACACUGCCCUGUGGUAUCCUGCUUGUCACGGGUACACAUGACCAUUUCGUGCCAUUAAUCACCACACACUGCAAUCCUAGAGAAAGUCUCUGAUCCACACUAGGACACUUCCCUGAAUCCUAUACCCUUCCAGUUAAAUUUUAGUAUAUAUAUACACACACAGUUUCUCCGCGACUUACGACAUAUUCGACUUGCGACAACCUGGACAUACGACGGCCAUGGUCGUAUAAAAUAUAUUUUACAUUAAGUAUUUUCAAGUCCCGACGUUAGUGAUCUCGCUGUGUAGGACACGUGUACAUGUACUGGUUUCAGAUACUUCACAUUCAGCAUCUUGGUAUGGGGUUAAGAGGGUUAUUUUUCGUGUUACAGUACAAGACAAUGUACUGUACAUCAGUCUUGGGAUUGUAAGAGAUUCACCUAUGAUAAGUCCUAAAAAUCAUAUUACAUAUAUUAGUAUUUAGUUAAAUCAUGAUCAUGAAAGACGUGUAAGUCACUUGCCACAGACAAACACUACAUCUAAUAAAUGUAUCUGGAAUAGUUAUUCCUGUAACCAUCAAAGAAAACGUUUGGACUAAUAUAGUGUACAAUUCUAGUUGUGUGAAGAUUGAAUUUUUGCUGAUUAUAUCUCAAUUAGUGAUUUUAUUAGCUUCAGCUCUUAUACUUAUAUGGUAAUUUGACUUCUAUUCUACUAAACAGUCCACACAUGACAUGACACACGGUGACAGCUAGGGCAUGACAUAGACGUAAACAAACAACAUGGCGUCGGCGGAGGGAGGGAAUUUUCAAGCUCAAGAUAUGGAGCCGUCUUUGCUGAGCCUUGAAAAACUUGACCGCUCCAGUCCGGAUUUGUGGCCAGAACAGAUUCCAGGAGUGUACGAGUUUGCCCCUGUGAUGUCCCCACAACUUAGCCCAGACCCACAGAAUUUGGACCUUGAGGAACCAGAUUACAACCUCCUUUACCAAUUCCGGCUGCUUACAGCUUUGGAAAUAAUUGAAGAGGUCAAGAAACUUCAGAAUGUAGCAUACCAGCUGGGCCUGGAAGAAGCCAAGGAAAUGACCCGUGGCAAGUACCUCCACAUCCUCAACAACAGGAAAGAGAAGUGACUCAGUCAAAAGGUAGUGUAAGGAAAAAUAGAGCAAGUCUUAACUAAUGAAAUAAUAGAAGAAAAAAAAUUGAAAUUUAAUUUCUCUUUAUAAUUUGCCUUGCUGCUUGAAUGCCAUAGUGCUUUCCACUAUGUCUAAAAAGGCAUUUUUUACUGUGUAGGCACAUAAGAGGGAAUUAAUCAAAAGGAAUUAUAAAGUUUUAUAGGCUUUGUAGAUCCCAGUUUUAUGAGGUUUACUUGGUAUUUUUUUAUGAUUAAGUUAAACAUAAUGUUUGUAGUACUGUACAGUAAUGAGUUCUAGAUGUGAUAAUAUGAACUAUACAGUACAUAAAAGAUAUAGUACUGUAUCCUCAGUGAGAAAAAGUGAUAUUGUAUUAAUAUUGAAGUCAAGUUCAGAUAUACAUUAAUAUUCAAAUCUGUGCUUAAAUAUUUAAUAUCAGUGACAAAGGAUAAUAAUUUUGUAAAGUGUUGUUUGUAUAUACCAUAAAAAGUAACAUAUAUAAGCCAUUUUAUCAACAUUAACUUGUCAUAGGAUACUGAUCAGUGAUAGUGUUUUAAAGUACAGUAAAUAAUCUCAUAUUUUAGAAUUAACAGCAUUUUGUCGUAUCUGUACUUAAAUUAUUCGUAAUACUGUAGUGUAUUUUCUUAAUUAAUUUUACAUUAACAAAGGAAGAUUACCUUAAAGACGAAUAUUUUUUUCUGUAAAAAAAGAAAAACAAACAAGCUUUAGUUCCAUUAACAUUAUUUUUUUAAAUUAUACAGUGGUAUCAUGUGAUAUGAUAUUAGUUUGGCAUUGAGUAGGUAGUCAAGCUUCAAGUAGGACCAAGGACGUACUGGUUAAGCCCAAAGGACAUGCAAAGAUUUAGCUUUAUUCAUACACUGUACAGGCAGUCCCCGAGUUACGAUCGUCCGACUUGUGAUCAUCCACACAUAGGAAUGGGAUCCCAAUACAUUCAUUGCAAAAAGUAUUUUAUUAUUCUAUAUUGUUUAGCAUCACUUUAUUAACAGUAUUUACAUUAUUUGUUAUGUAUGGGAUAUUAUUGUUUUAUAUGGGCAGGGUUUUGCUUUAAUCUAAACUAUGGAAUUAACACUAUUCUGACUUAUGAACAAAUCAACUUACGAUUAGGAUUCAGAAACGUAUAUCCCUGUCGUAUGCCGGGGACUGCCUAUGCUUAGUUUUCUUUUCCAGAACCUAUGAUUUUUUUUUUUUUUUUUUAUCAUGAUCUGACUCCUGGGCUGUAGCUUGUCUUUAUGUGCAGAAUUUAGACCUGCAGUACAUUAAGUGUUGCUGUGAACAUUGAGGGUUGUAUUUAGCUCAAGCUGUGCACUCCCAUGUUAGUAUCCUGUGUGUUCCUUUUGGCCAAUUUUUACGCUGUUGUGUGCAGAAUGACUUUAUUCACCGGUGAUAUAUAGUUCAGUAAUGAAGGCAUACAUUCACAGGUUGAAAUGCUACUAAAUCUUUUUUGCAUUAGAAAAGGAGUGGGCGAUAUAAGCAAUUGAAAAAAUCAAGAAAUUUUACUACAGGUAAAAAUUUGUAUUUCAUUUAACGUACAUGCUGUAGAUGUCAAAAUUGGUUAAACAGCACUGGCCAGUGUUCAAACAUUGCUGUCUAGGGCUCGACACACUUGAGGUAAUAGCAAUGUAUUUUUUUGAAAGAUGCUUAAGGAGCAUAUCAUAUUUUGAAUGUAAAAUUUACCAUUUAUGAUACAGAUGAUCUUUGAUGUGCUUAUUACAGUAUAUGUAUUUUUAUUUGACUGGUGAAUUUUUUAUACACUAAACCCUCAAUAUUUUGGUUUGUUAGGAGCUUUGGCCUUGCUGAAGUACAAUAGCGUACUGAAUUUCACACCCGUUUUGGUAUGAUGCCAAAAUUCAUCUCACUUAUAUCUUUUUGCUGAAGAGUGAAGUGAAGAACAUGUAAAGUCAGCCAAGUGGGGACUGCGACAAAAUGUUCUGGAGUAUACUACAGAGGGACUUCCACGUCUUCAUACACCAGAACAUUUUGACGCAAUUUCUACUUGGUGAACGUAAAUUGAGGGAAUAAAACUAUUUACACUACAGAAAGUCUAACCAACAAAUAGUUCUGCUACACCCUGGUCCAUCACCGCUGCCCCUCUGUUAGAUAAAGUAAAUACUGUACGACCUCUGUGCCAAUGUCAGUCUCCAGAUUUUUUUUUUUUUUCAGAAUCUCUAUACUAUAGUGUAUAUUGUACGUACUUUUUGUCAUGCUGAUUAAGAACCUGGGGUUAAAAACGUUAAAAAUUUGGUAAUUUCUUUCCCUAAUUGUUCUUGGAAUAAUUUCUUUAAUUUUCUAACCCAAAUUAUUUGCCAUCUAAAAUUUCUUUAUGGUGCUUACCUGUUACUCUGGAUGUGCUGUCCCAUAUCAAAUUAGUUAAACACGUAGUUUUCCAAUUCAAAAGAAGAGGUGUUUUCGGCCAAAAUAUUCACCAAGGGAAAUGGGUUGUUGUUUCAGCCAUGAUUUAUAAAGUUUUUGUAUUGUUAAAAAGUUAAAUUUAAGUACUUAUUGACACUGCUCAAGUUGGUGAACCUAAUUUUAGCAUUCAUAAUUAUGAAUACGGCAAUUGCCUACACGCCAAAAUUUACCUCAGAAUUUCAUCAGCACCAAAACCUACUGAAUUAGCAUGAAUUAUUGAGGGUUCAGUGUGCAUAAAUAACAGUGUAUAGUUUUGCUCAAUCUUGUUUACUGUUUAGGUAGUGAAACUCAUUUUGUUAAAGCUGUUUAUUGCCCAUACAAUGUGCAGUUGCAGGGAUUAAAAUUUUUAUAUAUCACAUUUCUACAUGUUUUGUAAAUGAUAGAUACAUAGUACAGUAUAUACAACAUAGAUGACAAGUAGUGCCGAUCCUAGAAUGUACAUUAAUAGUAGAUGUAAAUAUUAGUUGGCUGGUUGUCGUAAUGUCUUGAUGACUGUAGCCUGUAAAACAGGAUGCAUAAUUAUCCUACAUGGUACAAAUUAUGAAGACAAGCUAAGAUACUACUAAAUAAAAUAUGCAGUUUUAA
This is a messenger RNA of Homarus americanus (American lobster), 4896 nucleotides long. RefSeq names its product protein lin-52 homolog. NCBI's taxonomy places the organism in Eukaryota, Metazoa, Arthropoda, Malacostraca, Decapoda, Nephropidae. Gene Ontology annotation, biological process: regulation of DNA-templated transcription. The transcript is spliced from 4 exons. The record is from RefSeq and is a predicted model, not a curated record. The coding region runs from base 1534 to 1881 and encodes 115 amino acids. Gene Ontology annotation, cellular component: DRM complex.